UAAAUUUUAAAUAAUAAAAAUAAUCAGGCAACAUAUUUUAAUAAUACCAACACCGUAUACGAUACCAUUAAUAAAUUAUUAUCUGUGUUUAUUAUUUGAAAUUUUUAACUGUUGAUAUUAUAUCGGUAAUAGUAAUUGGUAACCAGUGUGUAAUAAUUAUUAACUUACUAAUGUCAGGUCGAUUUUUGUGUACCUUUCAAAAACGUUAUUUUUCGGGCUAAUGGUUGUAAUGUGCCGAUAUAAAUUGUUAUUGCUCGUAAAUUAAAUACAUACAAACUGAUAUAGAAUAUGCAAAAUAUAAGUAUGCAUAGUGUAGAAUACAAAUUACAGAACCCGGAAGGCACGCCUACGUUAAUAGAACAGUGUAGGAUGGAUAGCGGAACAUCAAACAUCUUCAUUGCUCGUAUUAUGUCUGAAUAUUGAUAUCACUCAGUUGAACGGAAAAAAAACCAAUUUGAAAAUGUCAGUUGAAUUCAACAAUCUUAUGGUUAGUGAUAGUGCUAAUAAAUUGGAAGUUGCCGAAUUGUCAGAAUUGAUUGAAAAUCGGUUAUAUUUCAUGGUAUUAUCUAAUCAUAAGGGUCCAACAACGCUUCAAACUUUCAAAGAUUGGAAAAAUUCAUUGAAAGACAACAAUAUAUUUUAUUUGAAUGUUGAUGACAAUUUGGUGUAUGAUGGUUUUUAUAGUGAUUUUGGUCCUUUAAAUUUAGCAAUGAUAUAUCGUUAUAUUGGUAUAGUACGAGACAAGUUAAAAGUUUUUAAGAAAGUUGUUCACUGUGCUCAUAUUGGUGAUCAAAAGAAAAGGUCAAAUGCUGCUUUUCUUAUUUGUACAUAUUUGAUAAUUGAAAAUAAUUGGACGGCACACCAAACAUAUAAUAUAUUAUCACAACAAUAUAAAUAUAAAUAUUUACCAUUUAGGGACGCAUCAUGCUUGUUGCAAUCAGAAUAUUCAGUUUCAGUGGAAGAAUGUGUUAAUGCGUUAUAUAAAGCUAAAUGGUAUGGAUUUUUUGAUAUGAGUGACUUUGAUUUGGAUGAAUAUGAAAAAUAUGAAACUGUGAAGUAUGGUGAUAUCAAUUGGAUUGUACCUGCUACCUUAUUGGCAUUUUCAUCACCACAUACUCGAGAUUAUAUUGACAAAUCUGGCUAUCAGAUACAUUCUCCAGCUUACUAUUAUCCGUAUUUUAAAGAAAAUAAUGUCAAGCAUGUAGUUAGAUUAAACAGUAAAAAGACAUAUGAUGCUAAACGCACCUUUGUAGCAGUGGCUAAUAUUCAACACACGGAUUUAGUUUUUACCGAUGGUACACCUCCUUCAGAUUCUAUACUCAAAUACUUUCUACGUCUUUGUGAGCAGUAUAUUGAUGAUAAUUGUGAUGUUGAACUCGCAAAUGAAAAAAGUGAAUCAAAUGAAAUCUCAAACACAAUUAUAAAUAGUGAAGAUGCUAUAGCUAAAUGUGUAGGUGCUGUGGCUGUACACUGCAAAGCUGGAUUGGGAAGAACUGGUUGUUUAGUGGCUUCAUAUAUUGUGAAGCAUUGGUCAUUUACAGCAGUUGAAGCUAUUGCAUGGAUUCGUAUAUGUCGACCUGGAUCAGUAAUUGGUGUGCAGCAACAAUGGCUAAUUGAUAAAGAAGAGUAUCUAACCAUACUGGGUAAACAAUGGCGACAAAGAAGAAAAAAUGCUGUUGACAAAUAUAAACGCUUCAUAAAUGGAAUAUAUAGUGCUAAACGACAUACUUCCAAUGCUAAUGCAUAUGAAUAUGUAGAUCCGCCUCCUCAUUUAAACAUUAGUAAUGAAAAACAAUUCACCAGCAGUAGUAGUGGUAAUAGUGAAACAUGUGAAGAAUCUGAAGAGUACAAACAAAGAAGAUUAUCUUCUGUCUUAAAAAGUAAAUUGAAGACAAACAACCAAGCACUUCCUAAUGUUCAAAAUGAUGUAUAUGUACCAAACCUAAGACAAAAAAGAUCUGCCUCAAAAAACGAGGACCCUAAGCCCAAAAGUACAUUUUCAGCAUUAAAAAGUAUUCGUAGAGUUACAAAUGCGUCUAUUGGAAUAAGUAUGAACAGUCUGGUGAAAAAAAAUAAUACUACAUCAACAAUUACUAUCACAAGAAGUAAUUUAAAGGCUUCUUUAGUUGGGAAAAAAAAUACUAAACCAAUAACUGUAUGUAAAUCUAGCACCAAAUCAACAAGAACUCAUACAUCAGAAACUGCCACAAAAAUAACUGACGAAACAAAACCAUCAUAUGCAUUAGCUACUGUGGCAUCAUCUGCACGUGUAUCAAGGCGUCUUCGUAAUCAGAACUGCAUUACUAAAUAAAAUUAUGAAUACAUUCAUAAUUCUGAGUGCAUACAAUUAACGAAGAAUGAUAAUCCUUUUAUAGAUUGAAGCAUCACAUGCAUACAUACAUACAUACAUACAUACAUACAUUAGAGAUUUAAUUCUUUAGAACAAUUAAAAUGAUCGGAUAGAUUUUUAAUGGCUUAGUCUUGAAAAUGUUUGGAAAUUUCAUCUUGAGUUCGAUAUUGAUUAAUAGUGGUUAGCAUUUAUUCAAAUUAGAUAUAAAUGAAUUUUAUUUUCCAUAGUAUUAUUUUAAUACUAAAUACUGGACAUAAAUUAAGUUUGUAUUUUUUUAUUGACUGAUAGGAAUUUAUUGUUAACUUAUUUUAUUUUAUUUUUAUUCAUUAUAUGUUUUUUACAAUAAUUGUUUAUGGAAACUUGUAAAUGUAUCAUUUUUAAAGGGUAUCAUCUCUUUUUUCCCCAUUUUGUGAGGUCAUGGAUUAUAUUUGGAUGAGUAGUAAAUUAUUGUUAGUAUGUUUAGGUUUUCAUUUAGGUGAAAUUCUUAAAAUCACAUAUUGUUUUAGAGAAUUUAUGCAUAUUAUUUAGGUGAGAUUAAAUUUUUUAAUUGGCUGAAUUUUAUAUGGAUAGCCAGCAUGUCUAAUACAUUUUCCAUUUUUAGAGAAUUAGGAUUCUCUGUUAGUUUUAACUAGCAUGGUCAAAAAAUGUUUCAACAUAAUUUUUAUUAGUACAAUUAACUCUUGAUAAUUUGAAGUAAAUGUUUGUUCUCUUGAAAAUCUUGCAAUAAUUCAAAUAUAAACAAUUAAUUUAAGUAAAUUCGGUAAUUCAAAAUUAAAUUUUGGGAAAACUGUCUUUUAACACAUGAACAUUUGAAGUUUCAUCCUUACAACGCUUGGUAAUUCGAAGUAUAUUCAUUAAAUGUAUUUCAUUAUAAUGUUAACUACAUUCUUUACUAUACAAUUGUGUAUAAAUUUAGCUUAUUAUUUUCGAUAACGAUUACUGAUUACAUCAAAAAAUAAUAAUCUUUUAUAAUAAUAAAAAUAAUAAUUUUAAAAACGUAUUGACUAUAUUGAUAUAAUAUGUUAUCGUCUAUUUAAAAUAUACUGCAAAAAAUUAAAAUAUUGUAAAAAGCCAAUGUUCAAACAUAGAUCAUGUUCUUAACUUUAAGUUUUAUAAUAUUGUGUAAAAUGUUUGGUCAAUUUACUCUUAAUAUUAAACUAUUAACACAAAAUUGAUUCUACUGAAUUAAAAUUUACUAUGAUGCAAGUGGGUUAAGGGCGAAAAAAUAGGGUUGAUAUUCUUUUCAAUAAGAAUAAAGUAUUUUUAUUUUUUGCCAAAUGAUGAAAGUAUACUUUCUUUGCUUUGGUAAAUUUUGGGUCAUUCAUCCACAUGAAUUAUGUCCCUGUACUUUUUAAUAAUAUAUUUUAAAUUAAAUAAAACUAUGUAUAUGAAAUAGAUAUGACAAAAAUGUAUGUAAUACUCAUGGUUUUUUUUUAAAAAUCAAAUAACUUAAAAUUAUGAAUAAGCCAAUUUUAUAUUUGUCUUAGCCCAAUAUUUACAUUUUUGAAAUUGAACCAUUAGGAACAAGUACCUAAUUUUACUGUGCUUAAUAAUUAGAUUAAUAAUUGUUAGAUUUAGAGGCCUUUAUGAAAUACUAUGUCUGAACUUAAUGUUUGGUGUUAAAUGACAAUAUUUUAUCAUGUUAGAAAUAUUAGACCAUUUAUGUGGACACAUGCCAAUUUAUCAGUGUACAAUUAGUUAGAACAAACUUUUUACUAAUACAACAUAAUAAAGAGUUUAAUCAAACAAUUUUAUAUAAUUUAUUUAAAUACACCUAAAUCAGAAGGUUUUCUUAGUGGUCAGAUAGUGUUUUAAAUUUUUAUAUCUAGCUUCAUAUAAUGAAUAGUACCAAUCAAACAUUUACUUUGGAUUUAAUAUUUACCUGAGCCUUUUUUCUAUUGUAUUAUUAGCUAAUCAUUGUUUUUUGAUUUUAGAUUCCAGACAAAGUUUAGAGUUUAGCAAUAUAUUUUGUAACAGAUCUUAGGUUAUCUGAAUGUCGCUCAAGAUAAUUUUUAUACUACGAUCAUUAAAAUGUAGCAUUGAAUAAUGAUAAUAAUAAUUUGCAUAGAUUUAGCUAGGUAAUUAAUUUUGAUUAUUUUUUUUUAUCAAUGAAUAAUAUAUGUUUGUAAAUUAUUGGCAAAAAAUCAAGAAAUACUUCUAUACAUAAUUUAUUAUAACAUCAUAAAUAUGUGUAUUGUGAUAUUAAUUUCAUUUUUAUUUUGAAUAAUAUAAAAUAAUACAUGCCUGUCCUAUCUUUCAAUUUAAUUAAUACUUAUGUUACAUGUACUUAUAGUAUCCUCCGAGGUUAAUUAUAACAAUAAUAAUAAUUUAGGAUGAAAAUUUAUUUCUUAUUCUCAUCAUAUUUAAACAGAUUUUGUUAUUAUAGGUAUUUAUUAAUAAUACAAUUUUUAAACUGUAUUUUGUUGUUUAAAUUAGUUAAGAUAUUAUUAUUAUUAUAUUACUAUUAACUAAGUAAAUAUUAUAUUGUACAAUUCAUAUAGGAUAUCCCAAUACCAUAAGUAUGUAAGUUAUGUAUUUGACUAUUUUGUAUUAUAUUGUAUUCAUUUUAAUACCAAACUUAAUGACACAUUGAUAUAUAUUUAUUAUUUAUGUAAUUAAUCUUAAUAACUACAUACCUAUUGACUGUUAAGACGUAUACAAAUUAUAUUAUGACUGUAAUGAACUAAUUAGUUGAUCAGAUGUUAAAGUAGAUUUUCAUUAUAUUUGUGUUUUAUUAUUAUUUAGUAUGUUUGAUUAAAUAAUAUUGUUCGAUAAAAUCAAGAUAAAAUUAAUGUGUAAAAUCAUUUAAAUCCAUUCUAGUUAUGGAUAGUGUCAUGAUUAAAGCUUGUUAGAAACAAAUUAUUUCUAUAGAGGAAUGUAUUUAAUGGUUUUUUUUUAACAAUUCAUGUAUAUGAGCAAUAAUAUAGUGUAUUUACUUACCGUUAUAUAAUCAUUAUCUUAAAUAUUUCUAUGAAAUAAGAAUGUUUUAACUUAUAACAUACUAACAUACUAAUGUUAAGAUGAAAAUAUUGAUGAAUAAUAGAAAACAAUAAGUUUUAAAAUAA
This is a messenger RNA of Rhopalosiphum padi (bird cherry-oat aphid), 5415 nucleotides long. RefSeq names its product dual specificity protein phosphatase CDC14C-like. Gene Ontology annotation, molecular function: protein tyrosine/serine/threonine phosphatase activity; protein serine/threonine phosphatase activity. Gene Ontology annotation, cellular component: spindle pole; nucleolus; centrosome. Lineage: Eukaryota; Metazoa; Arthropoda; Insecta; Hemiptera; Aphididae. The record is from RefSeq and is a predicted model, not a curated record. The transcript has 13 exons. Bases 461 to 2311 code for a protein of 616 amino acids. Gene Ontology annotation, biological process: protein dephosphorylation; cilium assembly; regulation of exit from mitosis.